AUGUCCGACUACGCUUCUUUCACUGUAGCGCAAUUGAAGGAGAAAUUGAAGGCCAAAGACUUGCCUACAGACGGCAAGAAAGCCGAUUUGGUCCAGCGCCUUACAGAAGCCGAUUCUGCUUCUGAAACUGCUGCACCAGAACCAGAGGAAAACACAGAAACUCCAGCGGCUACAGAGGCUGAGGAAUCCAAAGAAGAAGCCAAGGAGGAAAAGGAAAACAAGCCAGCCGAAGAGGCCCAAGAGGAGGCUGAACCAGAAGAGCCCGAGAGAAAGCCUUUGGGCCCAGAGGAAAGAAAGCAGUUGGCUGUGGACUUGUUGACGAAAAAGAUCAAAAGAGCAGAAAAGUUUGGCGACGAGGCGCUGGCGCAGGCGGCCCGCAAAGAUUUGGCCCGUGUGGAGAAGUUUGGCGUCGAUGCCGGCACCGCUUUGGCCAAAGAAAUCGGCUACAUGCACAAAAGCAUCAACACCGGGCUUAAGGUGCAGCAACGCCGUGGCAUCUUGAGAAAGAGACGGAAAAACUGA
This is a messenger RNA of Clavispora lusitaniae ATCC 42720, 522 nucleotides long. RefSeq lists its product as uncharacterized. The record is from RefSeq and is a predicted model, not a curated record. Gene Ontology annotation, cellular component: nucleus. NCBI's taxonomy places the organism in Eukaryota, Fungi, Ascomycota, Pichiomycetes, Serinales, Metschnikowiaceae. Gene Ontology annotation, biological process: poly(A)+ mRNA export from nucleus.